AAAAAAAUCUUUUUUUUUUUUCUUUUAUUGAAACCAGUCCAUCCAUUUUGAAUAUCCGCCUUUCUUUCUCAUUCUAAACACAUGCAAGAAAAGGAGGGAUUAGAACCCACGCGUGAAGUGGUAUUAGGCACCGACCAUGAAUUUCGUUUCGAAGUGGACUUCAGUACCAAAGUUAGCAUAAAACUCGUGAAAGGCACGGCAGAAAUCUUUGGCACAGAAUUAGCCAUGGGCGUCGUCUACACUUUUACAGGCAGAAAGGCCGCUGUCUAUACCUGGCACGGGUGUACACUCGAGGUCAAGGGCGCAUUCUCUGUCGAAUACACCGCUAACGAAACUCCCAUGACCAGUUAUCUCAAUACCCAUUUGGCCUUGGAAGGAUUACGACAAACCGCUCACGAUCAACACGAAAUGGGUCCUCGUGUCAUGGUCAUUGGACCCCAUGAUGUAGGUAAAACCUCGCUCAGCAAGAUUUUAGUGAGUUAUGCUUUAAGACAAGGCGGUAGCCCUAUUUAUGUCUCCUUGGAUACCACAGAGGGAUCUAUCACGAUGCCAGGGACAGUAACAGCAACAUGUAUCAGUCAUAUCAUUGAUGUGGAAGAAGGAUUUGGAUCUUCCGCCACGACAGCGGCGUCCAUGGGCUCGUCGACGAUGCCAUUAGCUUAUUAUUACGGGUUUGAAAGUCCAGCGGAGAAUGUGAAGCUGUACAAGCUGGUGUGUUCUCAAUUAGCGGAAGCGACGCGUAGUCGUAUGGCGGUGGAUGAGGGAUGCCGAGAAUCUGGAUUUAUUAUUGAUACAGCGGGAUUGAUUGAUCAUGUAGGCUAUGACAUUAUUCAGCAUGUGAUUGAAGAAUUUCAGGUGAAUGUGUUGAUUGUGUUGGGUCAUGAACGAUUGUAUAGUGAUAUGAACCGUAUCCUGGGCCAAAACAAGUCUGUAUCUGUGGUCAAACUUUCAAAAUCGGGUGGUGUGGUAGAACGCGAUCGACAGUUUAAGGCGCGUUUACAACGAGCCAAGAUUCAUGAAUAUUUCUAUGGUACACCUAAAUGUGAAUUAUCGCCUUAUAGUAUGCUUGUGAAUUACGAUGAUAUCAAGAUCUGGAGAGUGGGUGAUGUGAUUGCCCCCUCUAGUGCGUUACCGUUGGGCAUGGAUAGUUCUUCAAAUGAAACUCAAGUGGUUAAAGUAGACAAUUAUGACAUGUGUUUGCAUUCUAUUUUGGCUAUCUUGAACGCAGAUCAAAACGAGCAUGAAAACAAGAUUUUGGAAAAUAACGUGGCGGGUUUUAUUUAUGUAUCAGAUGUUGAUGAUGAAAAGAGAAAAGUCACCAUUCUUUCUCCUUCACCUGGUAGAUUGCCCAAGAAACAUCUCUUAAUGGGCUCUUUUAAAUGGAUGGAAACAUAAAAAGACCCUCAUUGUACAUAUAGAAUAAAUUUCUCUUUUUUUUUUAUUAUUAUUCUUA
Mucor mucedo is the source of this 1453-nucleotide messenger RNA. RefSeq names its product Pre-mRNA cleavage complex II protein Clp1-domain-containing protein. Gene Ontology annotation, cellular component: nucleus; mRNA cleavage factor complex. The coding region runs from base 82 to 1395 and encodes 437 amino acids. The record is from RefSeq and is a predicted model, not a curated record. The transcript has 3 exons. Gene Ontology annotation, molecular function: polynucleotide 5'-hydroxyl-kinase activity. Gene Ontology annotation, biological process: tRNA splicing, via endonucleolytic cleavage and ligation. NCBI's taxonomy places the organism in Eukaryota, Fungi, Mucoromycota, Mucoromycetes, Mucorales, Mucoraceae.